Molecule: messenger RNA, 5346 nt
Organism: Pocillopora meandrina
Lineage: Eukaryota; Metazoa; Cnidaria; Anthozoa; Scleractinia; Pocilloporidae
Source: the annotation of a GenBank genome assembly
AGCUUGUUCCUACGACUGAAUCAAGAUGUCUCUUCGUACGAUGCAGCUUCAGGACUUAAACCCUCACAUUAUGUGCGUGUUAUGCGGUGGAUACUUAGUGGAUGCUACAACCAUUGUCGAGUGUCUGCAUUCGUGUAAGUAGUGAGACGUUUUUACAACUUCUAUUUUUAAUGGAUGUUGCUGCUGAAUGUGAGCGAGAGACUUUAGAAGAGCCAGCAGGCUUGUUCUGCUUCCUCGUUUGUGAAGGUUUUGGUUGUUUUGGUUUUCCUGAUUCCCCCCCAUUGGCGGUCAAUUUUCUCAGUAUAGCCCUCUUCAUACUCUGCGGUUGGCGACGACUGAUUCCCCCUCGGUUCCCCCUGAAAAUCAUAUGAUCCCACAAAAUCCUACCCUCUUCUCCUCCCAGGCGGUAAAGAAUGACCUGUUCCUUCUAUUUACUGAGAAAAUGUGACCAUCUAACACUUCGUUAUUCGGACCAAAACAGUUGAUCUGGACAAGAAUAAUUAACCCCUAAAUCCCCAGGAGUGACAAAGGGAGAACUUCUCCUUACAAUUAGAAAUGUGAUGAGAAUAAAGCAGAAUAUAACUUGGGGGACUUAAAGUUAAUCCGAUACUAAAUUCUCUCAAUUAAUAUCAAGUGAUUUUAUGGGAGACAGUAAGAAGAAAUACGAAUCAGAUCUUGGGAGUUAAAGGGUUAAGUCACUUAGCUACAGCUUUGAAUAUCAAAACACUAAACAAACAUUAAGAAAAGAAAAAACAGAGCAAAACGAAGAGAAAUAAAAGAUGAACAAAAACAGCAACAAAAAAACCAACCAAACAAAUAAGUACACUCACAAACAAGACGAUCCAAAGAAAAAAGUAGCAUUUCCAAUUGAUUGGAAAGAAAAUGAAAAAAAAAAACUUGAAAUUGAAAGUAAUGUUAUUAAGACAUGUUCUUGACUUUUGAACUGUUAUCAACUUAGUUGGAUCGCUUAAGUUUUUUUAUUCUGUUUUUAUCUCUAGUUUGUCGCAGCUGUAUCGUUAAAUAUCUCCAGACAUCAUAUCACUGUCCUGUUUGUGAUGUUGAAGUCCACAAAACUAAACCGCUUCUUCAUAUUCGGUGAGCAUAAUGUAAUUGCAGCCAGUCCUUUACAAAGCAUGAGGCUAGUAUCAAGGUACGUUGCCCUGACGCCUGGUAAAUUAAGACAUAUCUGUGUUUCAUUUUUAGACCUGAUAGAACUUUACAAGACAUCGUUUACAAGAUCGUACCUGGUAUUUAUCAUGGUAAGGAAAAAAAAUACUCUUCUGCAGACGGUGUUUUAUUUGUGAUGUUUGGUUUUCCUCAUGAACUUGAAACUUAUUCAUGAAAUCGUUGUCUUUUCAGAGGAGGUUAAUAGGCGUAAAGAGUUUGAAGCGAGUCAAACAGACAAGAAUGAAUCAGGUUUGUAUUUUACAGUUCAGCCUUAUGUUACUCUAGUAGGUUAUCUGUGAAUAGACAGUGCAGUGAGCACUAACCGUUGAAGGAAAACUUUCGUAAAUGAUAAAGUUAAAAAAAAAGGUCCUUUUAUGUGAACUUUAUCGUGAAUGUUUCCAAUUGUAUUUCCGAGAAAAAUGAAGCCAACUCACACACUAUCCCUGCAUUUACUUUGAUAUUAUCGUAACUUUAUUCUGUAGCGUUCCCCAAAAGAACGCAGUAAGCUCACAGCCCUUCUAUUCAGUUUUAUGGAGAAGUUAUUUUAUUCCAAUUAGAUAUUUGUUGUGCUUAUUUCAUGAUUAUUUCACCUUUCCCACUUUUUGGCCUUACCAUAUUCCCCAGAGCACCCAACGCCUUCACUCCCUAUUAUGACGUCUUUCUUCGCCUAACUCAAGUUGUUGGGCAUUGUUUAUUGCUAUAUAACACCUCAUUACCCAUCCCUCUUUAUGCGGCCGCAUUACAGAAACUUUUCUAUCCCUGAUGAUGUUGUGGAUCGGCGGAAGCUUAGAAGCCUAUUGCUUAUUGUUAGGACAGUGGUUAAGACCUCAUUUGAAACCAUCAUACAACUUCUUAGAAUAGUUUACAGGUCUUGUACGGCCGUUUUCACGAUCGUAUAAUUAGAAUUACGAGCUGUUUUCGUGAACGAUUAAGUACGAUUUUGCUUAGGGUGUAUCAGUAGUUGGAGAUGUUGUUUUCUGUUUCUCACAGCUACUGACGAGACAGCAACGUCAAAUGAUCAAGAAAAAGAAAGUCUUCCUUUCGAAGAUCCUGUCUGUAUAACUCUUGAAUAUUUCAGGUACAAACCCAAUUUGACUUCUUUUUGAUCUGAUGGAGAUGGGAAGGGUGAUACCGCGGGGGUUUGUACUUGCAUUCUCCCAGCAUAUUUUGCGAAUCCAGAGACUUGCAAAUCUCUACUUUUGUGCUUAAAAUGGUUAGUGGAAGGGUGCUAGAGAGAGUUUCGUUGAAGGAAACCGAUAAAGAUUGAGAGCUAGCUCGUGUCGUUCCACUGCGUUACAUAUCGUACAGGGAAGUUUGAAACGCAAGCUAAAAUAUUUUGUUUGAUUCGAUUUGAUUUUAUCUUUUCUAGGAAAACAAGGAACCGGAUGGAAAAGGAGGUAAAGAAAUGUUCUUUAUUUUCUACUUCACGUUUUGAAGAAUCAUACGAUGGCUUUCCGUCACCCAAUAUGAUAUAAGAAAUCGAUCGUCUCAAUAUACUUUGCAUUUCCGUUAUGAUGACUUCCGCUCACGUAGUGGAAACGAUAGUGAAUUUAAACGACGAAAAUGGUUUUCAGGACUAUCUUCACCUUGACGAUCAGACUAUACGAUCGGAUUAAUUCGCUACGCAUACAAUGUAUGGUAACCUCGUUCUGUACGAACCCCCUUUUGAACAUGUUCCUAUUGAAAGAAUUUGCCGUUCACUGGCUCCUCGUCAUUUUGGAAUUUCCUAUAUUUGGGUUAUCGUAAUUCAUUUUUAAAACUGAGUGAGCUAGGGUGAAGAAAAAUGUUUACAUUUUGCUUCGCAGGUCUUCCCUACGCGUUAUCUGCGUUGUUCUUCGGAAGUGACUGUAAAAGUUCUGAAGAAAUUUCUGGUCAUGAAGUUUGCUAUUCCUGAAACACACAUAGUAAGUAAAAGUGAUGUUGACAUGAUAAUUGGCCUGUUAAAAUCGUGAUAACACCUCAUUAGAAGUGUUGCGUGACAGCACCUUAGUCACGAAACUGUAAAAUGAACGAUGAAAAAGCCAUUACUAAAAAUGUAGUCAUCUUUUGACCAUUUAAACACUGCCUUUUCCUUGAAGAUUUGCUAUGAUAGAUGAUGGUUUUCUUUCCUUUUUUUUUGCUCAGAUGAUGUUUUCACAAUUUUUGACGUUUUCAACCAAAAUCUUAGUCAUUUUAGAGACCUUCACUAAAAAUAAUUUCACUUAAUUCAGCAUCUUCUUUACGGCUCCUUUUUUCAGACUGAGAUCAUUCGUUCCGAUGAAAUCUUAGAUGGUCACCUGACUAUGAAAGAAGUAUGCAGGAUAUAUGGCCUGUAUUCCAAGGUAAAUAAAACCGGAAACGCACGUCGCCUAGAGGAAAUGUAUGCAGAGAGUUAAGGCUCUGCGGGAAAAAAACAAAGCUUCAAUCUACAAAUAAGAAAAACAAACGUAGCGUAACACGUUUAUACUGUGGGGGGGGGGGCGGGAGGGAGGGAGGAGGACCUUCCCCUUCCCUCCCCCCACUGUAAGGAGGCCUGUUCUCUUAAAAUGUAUACUUCCGUUAGGCGUUACCUUUCCAGAAAUAUCUGUGUAUCAACUCUUACACCCUAACAUCAGUAUGCAUAUUCUCCUUACUGUUCUUCAUAAAUUUUCUAAGAUGCUCUCAAGGAGAAUUUGUUUAACAAUCAAAAACUUCUUCAUUUGGUGUUUUUUUUCCUUUUAUUCUCGUGACCGUAAGUUUUAGUGUGAUUCAGACAGGGUGAUUUUGUAAGGGGAAAUUAGAUGUUAGUCACUCUUAGGGGGUCAAGGUGUUAAUAAUACUGUUAAAAUAUCAUGGCCUAUCCCUCUCUGGGCCGGGUUGUUCAAAGUUUGGUUAAGUUAACCCAGGAUUGGUGUGAAAUCUGAGGGCUUGUACAAAAAAAUUUAGUAUACUUCUUUUUGUGUAGAAUUUGAUUAUUUGAUGCUCUAAAUAAAGGAAUAGAGAAAAUUAUCCCGAAAGGCUUUUCUACAAAGGAAUUAAGAAACCCGGAUUAAGAUCCCACCUUGGGUUAGCGCUAACCGACCUUCGGAAGUCUUUUUAACGUUUGUGAAAAGAGAAAAGACGUUCUUUUUUAUUUUUUUUUUUUCUAUUUUUCCUUUGUAGCCGUUUGUAGAUCUACAGUUUGUUUUCCUCGAGAAAAAUGAUUCAGGGUCUGUGUCUGAGGAAAAGCCCAAGAUUUUGGAAGUAAAACGAAAGAAAAUUAAAAAACGGAAGAGAAACAAAGCUCUCCUGAAGAAAUGCUUGGACUCCAACUCGCCUGGCCAAUUCAAAAAGAAAUUCGGAAAGAAGAAAAAAUCUUCUUCAAAUCAACCAUGUGAGAUUGGAGGAAAAGUCAACAUGGAGCCCAGUGAACCUCAGUCAUUUGAAAACGAAAAGAAAGAGAACCUGGGACCCUCUUCCAAUCUGCUGUGCUCAAAUGUCAAUAAAGGAAGAUUGGAGUCUCCUCAAGGACUUGCUUGUGAUGACGUUGAAAAUCUUCGUGAUCCUAAUGUUAAGGAGUCUAGCCUUUGUUUUCAACCUCAAGCCAACGGAAGUAGCGUUAGCGAAAGUAAGCUGAUUGUUUACUCUCAAGGAAGCGGGAACUUUAAUCAGAACGAAACAUCUGCUGCAGACCAAAAUACUGUUGAUAGACUUGAACAUGAUGUAACAGACACGUCGGUAAGUUCCGAUAUGAAAAUCGCUGAUAGUUCGUCGAUUUUAUCGCCAAACUCUCAGUCACGUGGAGAGCUUUUCCUGCCAACGACGAACACGGGUUCUGUGGAUGAGCCUUCAGUCUCUUUGGAUGCGAAUGAUUUGGCGUUUGCACAAUUGGAUGGAAAUUUGAAAGGAAAAGAAGUGGAAUCCUCUGUAUUGAACCAAACUAAUGACGAUUUCAUGAAUCACCGUUCUACUGAGUUGGAGUCUCCUAACAUGCUUCGUGGGCUUGGGUUAAUGUUGGAAACCCUGUAGCAUAAACUCGUGAAAUUCUUUUCAUAAAGAAAGAAGAGUGGUUGUGUGGUACGACGUGGCAAGUGUGGAGUUGAAUAAAACUGGAUAUUUCUCCUGAGAUCAUUACUGUGAUGUCAAUACUUCUUGCAAAACGGGGCACUAUUUCCAGCAUUUCUAGGGUUUUUUGUUUUCACGUCCUGAUUUUUGUUUUUCAAGAAAUACCUAUACGAGGAU